GGGUAAAGGUGGACUGCUUAGUCUCGUUGUGUCUGUCAUCUGUGCGCCGCCAUUCAAUUCACCUGCUUCUUUGAAGGAAUUGGUGACGAACUCGUUUGAUUUCCAAUAUGUCCAUCAGCCGGAAGAACUGGUCGGCUUUAUCCAGCCUGGCACGCCAGUGGACGAUGGAGGAUGAGGAGGAGGCAGAGCGGGAGAGGAGGCGGAGGGGGAAGAGCAGCAGCACUGCUGAGCCAGAUGUUGACUCCAGCCCUGAACCCAGAAACCAGUCCUCUGCCAGUGACGGUGUGUCUGGGACGGACUCCUCUAAUGGGUCGCAGGACAUCAGCAGUGUGCAACAGAUGCAGCUGGACUUUGUGGAGAUGUUGCGAGUGCGCGAUGAAAAGCGGAGGAUGCGUCACGUGGAGAUACUGCGACAGCAGAAAGAGGAGGACGAUGCUGAGGGAAGCGGGAGAGGAGGAAGAGGAGGAGACGAGGGGGAUGUCAGGCUGGCUCUUCUUGGGGAGCUGAACGAGGAGGACAGUGUGUUCAAGCCACAACCACCUUUGAAAACUGCCAGUAGCAAAGCUCAAACCACUGUGGAAAGCAGACAGCAUGAAAACAGAGUGUCACACCGGCCCCCCGAUCCUGAUGUCAUACCAGCAUCAAGCUCAUCUCGAAAGUUUGUCAGUUCUGUAUCCAUCUCACUAGACAACUCAUCUCCUUCUGCCAGCGGGCAGACAACUCCCACAAAUCCCUCCUCCCCAGUAGGCCGAUCGUCGCUUCAGGAUCACUGGAGUCCCUCACUGCGAGAAAGCCAAAGCCCCGUUCAGAAUGGCCACACGCUGGAGACCAGCCCACAUGACCCUUCCUCCAAAGGAAACUCAGAACAGACAGCUAAACCUCCUUUCGUCAGACAGAGCUCCAGGACUUUAUCUUUUAGGAUGAUGAGGAAAAAAGAAGAGGAGAAAUCGCCUCUGCAGCGGAGCUCAAGCGUCAGAAUUGUCUCCAAGAAGUUUGAGUCCAGCAAGGCAGAUUUCAAGGAGCAAAACGACAAUGAGGACAAAGCGUCUUUUCAGAGAAAUUCAAGGCAGAGGAUUUCCUCCAGAUCUAUCAAGGAGAAGAUGGAGCGGCUGGCUCAGGCUGCACAGAAAUCAGAGAUGACUCGCUCUCCAGAUGUGACCCAGAGGACUCUGUUCCUGCUAGAAGAAGUCUCAAGGAAGAGAACCCUGUUUGAAAAAGACGAGCCGGCACAGAGCGUCACCAGUCCUGGAGCUUCCAGAAAAGAGUUUCAAAGUUUCACGUCAGGAAUGUCAGAACGGAUUAAUCGCUUUGUUAAGACCAACCAAUCUGGGUCCUCACUCAGUCCUGACUUGAGACAUGUGGACAUCAGCAGUAAGAGAAGCCUGUUUGAGAACAGAGGAGAGGACGGUGUCCCAAAGACCAGCCCCGGAAAAACCUACAAAUGAAGGUUUUCAAUGCUCAACAAAAAAGGUGGAGAUAUGGACACCUAACGGAUGACACGACUGACCUUCUUAGUUUUUUUCUGCCAAAGCACAAAAGGGAAAUAUGUGGAGUGCAGCUUUAACGGAAGCAUCUUUCACAGUUAGAGGGCCUUCAUUGUAUACUUUUGCUCAUCUUUUUCCAGUUUGAAUUGUUUUACGUGCUGAAUGUGUAACAGAAAGCUAUCUAACAGGUUAUUAAACGAGUGAAAAUGAAAGUGGUUACCAAACACUAGAGAAAAAUGGUUUGACUUUUACUUUCCAGACAAUUUCAGCUGGUAAAAGGUCUCAGGAUAUUAUCGCACGUUCUCAUUUUCUAAUCUGCCGAAAUGCAAACUCUCUCAUCUGUACUUUUGUACAAAAUCUGCUUUUCUGAAGAAUAAAAGUGUUUUGCUACUAAA
This is a messenger RNA of Oryzias latipes (Japanese medaka), 1879 nucleotides long. It is a transcript of the gene lad1, whose product is annotated as ladinin. Gene Ontology annotation, molecular function: structural molecule activity. NCBI's taxonomy places the organism in Eukaryota, Metazoa, Chordata, Actinopteri, Beloniformes, Adrianichthyidae. The record is from RefSeq and is a predicted model, not a curated record.